Messenger RNA from Scutellospora calospora, 191 nucleotides. The record is from the annotation of a GenBank genome assembly. NCBI's taxonomy places the organism in Eukaryota, Fungi, Glomeromycota, Glomeromycetes, Diversisporales, Gigasporaceae.
AUAAACGUUAUAUUUUAAUGGAUCCUUACAAUUUCACAAAUCUAGUGAGUACGAGUAAAUGUUUGGAAAUUAAUCAAAUUCAAGAACCAUAUAUAAUUCAAUUAGAUAAAAUAAUUUAUACAAUUAAUGGAGAAGUUUUAACUAUUAAAGAUUUGGUGGAAGAACAAAAACAGAAUUACAACUCCAUCUGA